Messenger RNA from Syngnathus typhle (broad-nosed pipefish), 2342 nucleotides. RefSeq names its product endothelin receptor type Bb (gene ednrbb). Gene Ontology annotation, molecular function: endothelin receptor activity. The transcript is spliced from 9 exons. Gene Ontology annotation, biological process: enteric nervous system development; regulation of blood pressure; vasoconstriction. Gene Ontology annotation, cellular component: membrane. Bases 742 to 1881 code for a protein of 379 amino acids. The record is from RefSeq and is a predicted model, not a curated record. Lineage: Eukaryota; Metazoa; Chordata; Actinopteri; Syngnathiformes; Syngnathidae.
GAUAGCCAUUGGAAGGAUAACAAGAAAACUGCCGCAAAACCUUUUAUUUGCAUAUUUUAGCACGUUGCCUCUAAUGUAUAAAAGACAUUUUUCUGCCUGUGCUACCAACUGCUCAGGUUUGUGAUAAGACUUCCAGUACAUACAGAUCUGUUGCAAGGAUGUAAAAAGGAUAAAUGCUAUGUUUUUUUACUUGAUUUUCUUUUAUACCUAAUUUCAAACUAAUACUCGUUGAUGGGGGGGGGGGGGAUAUAAUGUAUGGCGUUACAAUGAUGUGCACACUUGUACUAUUUAUGGACCUUCUGAUUAAAACUUUAUUGAUUUGGUUUGACCUAUGUGACUUGAAUGUAAUUCUGUGACCAUCAUGUGGCUAAUGAGACUCUGCCCUAUAGGGAGUCUACUUGUCAAACACGCUGUUACCAUCUUUGCACCUGUGCCCUGACCUUCUGUGGACUGACAGUCUGGAAUCCGUGCGAAGGGACUGAAUGGUCCAGAGCGACACUUCAACGGCGUCCUUUUAUUGAAGGUGAUGCAUCAUAGGUGGUAAUUACAGUCACCGCUGACAGCACCGAUGAAUAACGGCCACGACGGCUUCUUCGUCUAUAAAACCUUCCGAUGGCCGAGCUGUGGUAUUUACUGCGGGCGCACACAAGGCGACUUUGCUAGUAGUCGAACAACGUGGCAUUUCUGAUCAGAAGUGCUGGCAAACGCAUCCGAGGGCCGUUUUUGAAGAGACCGCAGACAAUGUGGGCCGCCGCUCUGCUUCUUUGUCUUGGAAAUGUUCUCAUUAGCAGCGAGGCCGACGGUCAGGAUUCCCAGCCAGCCGCUGGUGCACAACUCUCUGGCAUGGACAAGUACAGAUCCAACAUCUCUGCGAGGCCCCUGCCUAUGUGCGCCCGCUCGGCAGAAAUCCCGGAUAGCUUCAAGUAUCUCUUGACAGCAGUUGCCAUAGUGAUUUUUAUGCUGGGACUUGUGGGAAAUUCCAUACUCCUGAAGAUCAUUCAUAGCAACAAAUGCAUGAGGAGCGGGGCUGACGUCCUGAUUGCAAGUCUGGCUUUAGGAGACCUCCUCCACAUUGUGGUAGACGUCCCAGUCAACACCUACAGGCUCAUGGCGAAAGAUUGGCCCUUUGGUUCUGUGCUGUGCAAGCUCGUACCCUUCAUGCAGAAAACUUCAGUUGGCGUUAUCGUGUUGAGUCUGUGUUCUCUUAGCGUUGACAGGUGCCUUGCCAUCGUAUCUCGGCAACGCCUCAAAGGAACCCGAAUGUGCGUUUGGACGUCUCUCAUAUGGCUCGUCUCCAUUACGCUGGCCAUACCUGAACUUGUUGGCUUCAGCGUGAUAAAUGCCGACUACAAAGAGCGACAUCUGAGGAUUUGUCUGCUCCAUCCGGUGCAGACCACAGCAUUUAUGCAGUUGUAUAAAGUUGUUAAGCACUGGUGGCUCUUCAGCUUCUACUUCUGCAUGCCCCUGGCUUGGACUGUCAUCUUCUAUGUGCUCACCACCUGGACUGUGCUGAAGAACAAAGACAAAACAAAGCAAGGAGAAUCAAAGAGUCUGUUCUACUUGGGGCUUGUGUUUGCUGUCUGUUGGUGUCCACUCCACCUCAGCAAAAUCUUGAUGGCAACCGUAUACGAUGUAAACGAUCCAAACAGGUGCCGGCUCCUAAGUAUCUUUCUUGUGCUGGAUCACGUUGGCAUCAACCUGGCGUCCCUCAACUCAUGCAUCAACCCCGUGGCCUUGUACUUUGGAAGCGAAAGAUUUAAAACUUGUUUCAAGGUGUGCCUUUGCGGUCGGCAUUCACCUCUGGACAAAGUUCCUUGUGAUGACCGGCGCAAUAAACUGUCAGAUCAAACCUGUAAGCAGAGAGGCUGCUUGCCUGGCUGAGAGGACACCUACCUGGGGCAACAACUCAGAUAAGACACUCCAAGUAAACACUGUAUUUACUCUCAUGCUCCUUUAAGAAUAAAGUAAUAAUUAAAUAAUAUUUUACAGUGUGGUUGCAACGCUAUCGGUCACUGCCUGGGGCAUCUUGAUACCAUCAGGGACCAUUAAAGUUUGUUAAGGUCCAAGUUGGACAAUAAAGUCAAUAUUUAUUAUGAGAAUACAAGUGAACUUUGUAAAAAGAUUUGUAAAUGUUUGCAACUGGUAAAUAAAAAAUGUGAAAAAUAUCUUCAAUUUAGAAAAAAAGGAAACAUUUGAAAGAAUGGUUGUAAUAAUGGUAUUGGUCAUAAUGUAAGAAAAAUAAAUGUUCAUAUGACAAGAAUCAAAUUGUUAUGAAGAAAGAAUGGUCCGAAUUUUUAAAAUUUACUGUAUAUAAUUUUGUUUUUGUGAUUAAAAACAUAAGA